This is a messenger RNA of Trichoplax adhaerens, 2457 nucleotides long. RefSeq lists its product as uncharacterized. The record is from RefSeq and is a predicted model, not a curated record. The transcript has a single exon. The annotation marks the transcript as partial. Lineage: Eukaryota; Metazoa; Placozoa; Uniplacotomia; Trichoplacea; Trichoplacidae.
AUGCAGGAAGAUUGCAAGGUUAAACUUGCAAAUAUGAAAAGCUAUUAUGAAGAGGAAAUUAAAAGAAUAAAUAUGAUAUGGCAAGAAGAACGAGAAUCAAUCCAAAACAAAAUAAGAGAAGAGCAUAAAGCUAAAAUUAAAAACUUGCAAAAUAAAUACAACGAUAAUAUGUACAAUUUAAAAUCAACAUUACUUGAAGAGAAGAAAGUAAUAGAGCGAGAUAUACAAGAAGACUGCAAAAUUAAACUAGCAAACACAAAAAACCAUCAUGAAGACGAAAUUAAGAGGAUAAAUAGACUAUGUGAAGAAGAGAAAGAGUUAUUAAAGGAAAACUUACAUAAUGAAUAUCAAGUUAAACUCUACGAUACUCAAAACCGUCAUGAAUUAGAGCUAAACGAGAUGAAAGCAUCAUGGCAGAAAGAGAAAGAAUUAUUAAAGGAAAACUUACAUAAUGAAUAUCAAGUUAGACUCUGCGAUACUCAAAACCGUCAUGAAUUAGAGCUAAACGAGAUGAAAGCAUCAUGGCAGAAAGAGAAAGAAUCGAUCCAGAUAGAAAUAAGAGAAGAGCAUGAAGCUAAAAUUAAUAACUUACAAAAUAAAUACAACGACAAUAUGUACAAUUUAAAAUCAACAUUACUUGAAGAGAAGAAAGUAAUAGAGCGAGAUAUACAAGAUUACAAAAUCAAAUUAGUAAACACAAGAAACCAUCAUGAAGACGAAAUUAAGAGGAUAAAUAGACUAUGUGAAGAAGAGAAAGAAUUAUUAAAAGAAAACUUACAUAAUGAAUAUCAAGUUAGACUCUGCGAUACUCAAAACCGUCAUGAAUUAGAGCUAAACGAGAUGAAAGCAUCAUGGCAGAAAGAGAAAGAAUCGAUCCAGAUAGAAAUAAGAGAAGAGCAUGAAGCUAAAAUUAAUAACUUACAAAAUAAAUACAACGACAAUAUGUACAAUUUAAAAUCAACAUUACUUGAAGAGAAGAAAGUAAUAGAGCGAGAUAUACAAGAUUACAAAAUCAAAUUAGUAAACACAAGAAACCAUCAUGAAGACGAAAUUAAGAGGAUAAAUAGACUAUGUGAAGAAGAGAAAGAAUUAUUAAAAGAAAACUUACAUAAUGAAUAUCAAGUUAAACUCUGCGAUACUCAUAACCGUCAUAAAUUAGAGCUAAACGAGAUGAAAGCAUCAUGGCAGAAAGAGAAAGAAUCGAUCCAGAUAGAAAUAAGAGAAGAGCAUGAAGCUAAAAUUAAUAACUUGCAAAAUAAAUACAACGACAAUAUGUACAAUUUAAAAUCAACAUUACUUGAAGAGAAAAAAGUAAUAGAGCGAGAUAUACAAGAAGAUUACAAAAUCAAAUUAGUAAACACAAGAAACCAUCAUGAAGACGAAAUUAAGAGGAUAAAUAGACUAUGUGAAGAAGAGAAAGAGUUAUUAAAGGAAAACUUACAUAAUGAAUAUCAAGUUAAACUCUACGAUACUCAAAACCGUCAUGAAUUAGAGCUAAACGAGAUGAAAGUAUCAUGGCAGAAAGAGAAAGAAUCGAUCCAGAUAGAAAUAAGAGAAGAGCAUGAAGCUAAAAUUAAUAACUUGCAAAAUAAAUACAACGACAAUAUAAACAACUUAAAAUCAACAUUACUUGAAGAGAAAAAAGUAAUAGAGCGAGAUAUACUAGAAGAUUACAAAAUCAAAUUAGUAAACACAAGAAACCAUCAUGAAGACGAAAUUAAGAGGAUAAAUAGACUAUGUGAAGAAGAGAAAGAAUUAUUAAAGGAAAACUUACAUAAUGAAUAUCAAGUUAAACUCUGCGAUACUCAAAAUCGUCAUGAAUUAGAGCUAAACGAGAUGAAAGUAUCAUGGCAGAAAGAGAAAGAAUCGAUCCAGAUAGAAAUAAGAGAAGAGCAUGAAGCUAAAAUUAAUAACUUACAAAAUAAAUACAACGACAAUAUAAACAACUUAAAAUCAACAUUGCUUGAAGAGAAGGAAAAUGUGGUCAGACAGAUGUUAAUAGAUUGCAAGAUUAGAAUUACAAAUUUACAAAAUCAAAAUAAAGAAGAAAUAAGUAAGAUGCAAUGGUCAUGGCAGAAAGAAAAAGAAGAUAUAAGAAGCAAAUUAGUUAAAGAUUGCCAAACGAAAUUAACUAGCGUGCAAAAUCAGCUUGAAGAAGAUAUUAAUAGUUUAAAAUUACAGUGGCAAGUAAAGUUUGAUGAUCUAGAGGAAAGACAUAAUUUAAACCUUCAAGAUCAAUUGCAAAUAUGCCGAUUACAAUAUCAGCAAGAAUUAUUAGAUAUAAAAGCAAAGCAUAACGCAAAUAUUGAACAAUUGAUUAAAGAAAAAGAAAAUAAAUUGUUAGCUUGUCGAGAUGAUUAUAAUCAUAAAAUUCAUGAUCAAGAAGUAGGACAUGACCAAAUUCUGAAGGAAUGGAUGGAUAAAGUUGAAUGUAAUCGUUUGAAUUUCAUUGAGGAG